Molecule: messenger RNA, 1857 nt
Organism: Symbiodinium sp. CCMP2592
Lineage: Eukaryota; Dinophyceae; Suessiales; Symbiodiniaceae
Source: the annotation of a GenBank genome assembly
AUGGACGACGGAGGCUGGUGGUCAGUGGCUCGUCCUGCGUCGAGCCCGGAGGCCUCGCAGCUCGCCGGUCUCUUCGCAGCCCGGCCUUCGACGCGGCACUUCAUGAAAGAAGAGUACCGCGAGUCUUAUCCUUUUCGGACCUCGGCGGACGCCAGGUACGAGCUCAGGCGGCAAAACAUUCCGACGACAGACUUCAUGCGGAUGUUUGAGGCGCCACUGAAAGAUUCUCGGCUCUACGACCUUCGAGUGCACCACGGCGCAACCGUCCGUGCGCGGACUGCGAAGGCGGCUGAAGCCACUGCGCUGGAACGCCAGGCCGAGUCGAUGCGGCGAGGGCGGCGGGUGCGCGAGCUUACAUCUGCAGAGCAGAUGCGGCAACUUUGCGACGUGAUGCGAACUAUGCAUCGUGGCGGGCGCACUGAAAGCAAAGACGGAAAGCAAAAGCGCCUGGUCGUGUCACAAGCCUGGAGCUCCAUGGGCAACCUGAACUACCAGGAGGCCAAGAAUGGCCAACACCAGGAGGAAAGCCAGAACCGCACCUACGAGGUCAUCGCGAAGACAGGCACGGUCAAAGCAGAGCCACACAUGGAUGCCAAGCUGAAGACCAAGAAGUCCAAAGGAAGUAGGUUCAUCGUCUCCGAAAUGACGAUGAAUGGCUGGUUGAAGCUUGAGAACGAGCCGGGCUGGUUGGCAGCUCACCUCCGUGGUGUACAGGACAUUGGAGAGGUGGCAGCACCGCUCGAGACCGACCCCAUGCUGGAGCUGGCAGUCCCUGUCUACCAGCCGCAGGGCAUGGUUUGCCUCGAAGUCGUCUUCAAGACCGGAGUUCCCGUAAGGGAGACGCCGAGCCGAAAGGCGAAGACAGUGGCAACGCUCAAGUGCGGAGAGUAUGUCUUUGCGCACACUCAGAACUUUGACGGCUGGCUGAAGCUCUCGGGCAAGCCAGAAGGAUGGGUCCUAGCCAACGACUCGGACUGGGGCGAGCUGCUUCGGCGCCGGCGACGCAUGAACGACAUUGACUUGUGGGCCAUGUGUGAUGCCUGGGCUGCUGCAAGAGCGCGGCCAGGAACUGGACGUUCUAUGGGCCUGAGCGGCAAGGAGGUCGAGGCCCUCAAAGAGCUCGAAGAGCGCACGGUCAUGGAGGCCAAAGCCUUGUGGCAAGAGCACCGCAGCAACAAGGAGUACCUGGUGUCGGAGGGAUACCUGGCCGGAGAGGACCUUCUGAAGACAGAGACCUGGAUGCGUCAGCGGGUCUUUGCCCAUGUCCUCGAGAAGAAGUCCAAGUCGGGUGAGGGCUGGCUUCGGGAGCUGAUCUCGGGCUUCAAGCUGUCCUCCCGAGUGCCCCCGCUGCCAGGCAUCCAGGGGGAGCAGGAGGAAGACGACUACUACGCCGAGCAGCAGGCCCAAGCACAGAGCUUCUCCCAAGGGCUGCGAAAGGGCUUCACGAAUGCCAAUGGCGGAGCAAUGGGUGGAGCCAUGGGUGGCCCAAUGGGCGGCGCCAUGGGUGGACAGCAAGGCCACGGCGCCUUCGAUCCGGCCUUCGAAGGGACCAAGCCUUUCGAGUACAAAGGCAAGAUCUAUACCAUGGCUCCAAACGGUGUGCUCUUUGAUCCGCCGAACCAGGUUCCCAUGGGCAUCUGGAACCCUGACACUCAGCGCCUUGACCCCGCUGCCGGCAUGAUGCCCGGCUGCCCCUAUCCGGCCAUCUCUUACCUGGGUCGAACCUACAUUUUGCUCCCGGACCAACGCCUGUUGGACCCUGAAACCGAGGAGAUUGUGGGCACGUUCAAUCGCGACACGAACGAGAUGGACCUGCAGAACCCUACGCUGCUUCAAGAGGUUUGCCUGCAUGUCUGA